Chaetomium strumarium is the source of this 1158-nucleotide messenger RNA. RefSeq lists its product as uncharacterized. The transcript has 8 exons. Bases 1 to 1071 code for a protein of 356 amino acids. The record is from RefSeq and is a predicted model, not a curated record. NCBI's taxonomy places the organism in Eukaryota, Fungi, Ascomycota, Sordariomycetes, Sordariales, Chaetomiaceae.
AUGGUUCUCCAUCAGGAUCGCGGGCCCGAUGUGGCCGCGGCCGUCAUUACCAUGGUGAGACUGGUGCAUGACAGCGGCGCUGCCAUUCUUCACGGCAUCGGCGCCACAAACGCAACGCUGGCGUUGCCCGGAAACGAAGGGUACACAGAGACAGGGUUAUUCUGGUUCUUCCUGUUUGAAGUGUUCUACUGCGUCAACAUCAUCCCCGUCAAGCUGUCGAUCGGCUUGACUCUGAUUCGCAUCGCCGAGAACAGAAAGGGUUAUAUUCAUGCACAGUACGCCGUCAUGGCCAUGUUCACGGUCAUGAACCUGAUUGCUGGCUUCUACAUCAUCUUCCACUGCAACCCACCAGCGGCAGCCUGGGACACGUCACUACUGGAGAAGGGAGGAUCAUGCAAUCCGGCGUAUGUCUUGGCGGACAUCUACUAUGCUACUACCGCAGUCAACAUCUUCACUGAUUGGGUCACUGCGUUCAUGCCAAUUCCGCUCCUGUGGAACCUCAAGGUGAACCGAAACACCAAGAUUUCUGUGGUGGUCAUCUUGGGGCUCGGCUUCUUCGCCUCCGUCUCCGCCUGCGUGCGCCUCAAGUACACGGUCAACCUCACGGCGCAGGAGGACUAUCUCUACGCUCUCGCUGACAUUGUCAUCUGGGGAUACGCCGAGAACGGCCUUGGCCUCAUCGUGGGCUGCGUGAUGACGCUGCGGCCCAUGUUCCGGCGCGUCUUCCGCCUGGGCGGCGACUCGUCGAACAAGGCGAGCAACGGCAUGACGCCCAGCUCGCGCUAUGCUUUCGGCACAGCCAACGGGCGGCGCACGUACCAGGAGUUCGACCCGGAGUACGAGCUGCGGACGGGCCGCAACGGAUCACCCGACGGGGCGUCCCCGACUGGUGGUGGAAACCACAUGACCACGACGGUCGUCUCGGGCCACGGAAAGCUGGAGGACGACCACUCGAGCUUUGAGACGGAGAGCCAGAAGAAGAUGCUGCAGGGGGAUGAGCCGGUCGCGAACCUGCAAUUUCAGCCGUAUGGGAUUACCGUGACGAAGCAGGUCAAGCUGUCUCAUGACUAGAAAGCAUAUAUUGGGUGAUAGUAUAAAGGUUAGGGCGGGAAAAGGUACACGGGAAUAGACACGAUGUUCCGGCGGCAAUGCUAAAUG